AUGUCUUUAUCCCCAAAUAGCAGCGCGGCAGCUCUCAAGCGCAAGCUGCAGCAAGCGGAAAGCCGCUAUGAGCCUACAACAAAACGACACAGUAUCUCGGGAUAUGAUCCACAGACCCCAUGGCUCUAUGAAACGACAAAACCGCGCAAUGGCCGGCGUACACUAGGUGACCCGGCAGUCCAACACUCCUUGCCACUGGCAAAUAUGGUUUCGGCCGUGCAAGAUCUAAUCGAUCCGGAUUUCGACCCAUUAACUGCGAUCCUGGACGAGGAGCCCCGAUUUCUGAAGCCGUUGCCCGCUCGGAUAGCACCGGAAGAUUUGGAAUUUCUACGCUUUCGAGGUGCUUUGACGAUCCCGGAAAGUGGCCUUCGAAAUGAGUUGCUGCGGUCAUAUAUCAAAUGGGUACAUAGCUUUAUGCCUGUUCUCAACUUGCAAGAGCUUUUGAGACGCGUGGCGGAGAAUGACCCAGAUGGAAACAUCAGUGUUUUACUAUUUCAGGCUGUCAUGUUCGUGGGCACGGCAUUUGUCGAUCUGCAGCACCUACAAGAUGCUGGGUACUCCACGAGGAAGGAGGCGCGCAAUGCGUUCUUUACGCGACUCCGACUCCUAUACUCCCUUGACUGCGAAGAAGAUCGCAUCGUUAUUGUGCAAACUGUGUUGCUAAUGACAUAUUGGUCUGAUACCGAGAAUUUCCCGCAACGAGAUAUAUGGGACUGGGUUGGUGUCUGUAAUACACAGGCUUAUUCUAUUGGAUUAAAUAAUGACUCUUCGACGGCCGAUAUUGACCCCACGCUACGAAGAUUGCGCACACGAUUAUAUUGGUGUAUGUACUCCCGUGACAGAUUGAUUGCCAUGGGAAUGCGCCGACCGCUGCAAGUGAAUGAAGGAACGAGCAAUGUCCCAAUGCUAAAACUUGAGGAUUUUGAUUUCGAGCCUUUCUCGCCUGCGGCAGUUGCUCUCUUCCGCUGUCGACAGCUAGAAGAUGUGUCACACCAAAAGCGCCUGUCCACAAUGUUCAUUGAAAUGGUUAAACUGUGCCAGUGCAUCGGUCGUGUACUGUUUGCGCAGUAUGCUCCGUCGCAACAUCAAUUUGGUGCAACUGACAGAACAACUAUCACGCUAAUUCCUCGACAAGCGUCAGAAUCCGAGUUUACUCGCUGCACGCAGAAACUUGACUCAUGGCUAGGAUCUCUGCCUAAGGACGCACAGUUUAUCCCGGAAUCUAAAACCACUUUCCGUGAUGGUGAAGAUGUACUUCUCUUGCACGGUGCUAUGCUUCGUAUGCUUUAUCAUGCAACCAGCAGUGCCCUGCAUCGACCUUGGGCAGCCAAUUCCAAAAAUCAGUCCAAGUCUCGCAUUGAGUGGCGGAAUAUAGCGCGUACGAAAAUGCAGGAUGCUGCUUCCGGGAUUACACAUAUAGUUCAAGGUCUGAAUCAGCUAAACCUUACCCGGUUCUUACCGCAAUCUGGCGUCACGGUUAUUCUGCCAGCAGCAGUUGCACACCUCUCAAACUCCAUGUCUGAUAACCCUGCCAUCCGUGAAAGCAGCAUCUACAACUUCCAACGGUGCAUUCAUGUACUACACUGUCUAAAGGACAUGUAUCCAGCCGCUAAUGUCGAGUUUGCAAAUCUCGAAGCCGCGAUCAAGUUGCAAUCAGGCAAUUAUAACUCUAACACUUUCUUCCAAAUCAUGCAAUAUAACUUCGACACCUCAACCCCUUCCUUCGACGACUUCCGCAAGCAAAGCAAUGCUGAAUCAAUAUCAAGCCCUCAAGCAUCACGACAAGAAGAAAAAAGACCAUCAAAUGAUACCCAAUCUACAGUUUCUCAAUCCGCCAGAACCCCAUCUUUUCAGCAAGACAACCGAUCCCAACAACGCAAACCAAGUGUAACUCCCACCGAUCAACCCUAUACACCCCAAACAUCUACGCAAACCCGCCGCUCCUUCCCCAAUGAUUUCGAUGAGCACUUUGCAGCCGCACCCAGCGCCGAAGACAAUAAUCCCUUCAAUUACCUGUCUCUCGAUUUUGACUCGUUCCGCGGUGUGGUGGAUUCCAACCGUUCGUAUAAUAUUAUUGAUAAUAUGGAAAUAUCACAGGAAAAUCUGGAUGAUAUUGACUGGACAACAGCCCUAUUUCAGGGAACAUCAUUACCUGAACUUGAUAAAGCUGCGCCUACGACCGGACAGUUUGGUCAACAUCAACAAGUCCGGGGCGUACAUCGAUCACAUCAACCACAGGAGGACGAUAUGUUCGAUUUUUCUUUAAAAGAUGAUGACGCGGGGUUCCCGAAGAACCAGCCAAUCAGUUAUAAUCGAAACAUUACAGGCGAUCUGGAUCGAGAUCUGGGCUUCUAA
Messenger RNA from Penicillium angulare, 2355 nucleotides. Its product is annotated as transcription factor domain-containing protein. NCBI's taxonomy places the organism in Eukaryota, Fungi, Ascomycota, Eurotiomycetes, Eurotiales, Aspergillaceae. The record is from RefSeq and is a predicted model, not a curated record. Gene Ontology annotation, biological process: DNA-templated transcription. Bases 1 to 2355 code for a protein of 784 amino acids. Gene Ontology annotation, molecular function: DNA binding; zinc ion binding. The transcript has 2 exons.